Talaromyces proteolyticus is the source of this 1983-nucleotide messenger RNA. RefSeq names its product putative squalene-hopene-cyclase. The record is from RefSeq and is a predicted model, not a curated record. Gene Ontology annotation, cellular component: lipid droplet. Gene Ontology annotation, molecular function: intramolecular transferase activity. Lineage: Eukaryota; Fungi; Ascomycota; Eurotiomycetes; Eurotiales; Trichocomaceae. The annotation marks the transcript as partial. Gene Ontology annotation, biological process: triterpenoid biosynthetic process. The transcript is spliced from 2 exons.
AUGCCACUACAAAAACGGACCGAGGACUUGAAACUGAAUGCGAACCAAUCUUUGGCAAGGGCUAUCAACUGGUCGUUCGAUCAGCAACACAGCGAUGGUCACUGGGUGGCCGAGUGCCAUUCUAAUGCGACUAUUACUGCUCAAUAUAUUUUCCUACGUCAGGCAUUCGAUAUUGAUCAUGAAGAAGCGGAUUCCUUCAAGGUCUGGAUAUUCUCCCAGCAAAAGCCAGAUGGAAGUUGGGGUCUUGCAACAAACUAUCGAGGCGAUGUCUCAACUACCACGGAAUCUUACUUGGCACUGAAGAUACUUGGCGUUUCAGGAGAUGAGCCACGGAUGGUAAACGCUAGGAGAUUUGUGUUGAACCACGGGGGAUGCGAAAAAGUUCGAUUUUUCACACGCUUCUUUCUUGCAUCCUUUGGCUUGUUUCCAUGGAAUUCUGUACCACAGCUUCCUGCAGAGUUUAUAUUAGCUCCUUCAUGGUUUCCCAUCAAUAUACAAAGUCUGUCAUACUGGGCGAGAGCUACGCUCAUUCCAAUGUUAUGUCUCAGAUACCACGAGCCCGUAUAUGCACUACCGAACGGCCUGAGUCGAGACAACAAUUUCCUUGAUGAACUCUGGUGUGAUCCAGCUAACAAGAACGUUCCAUACGCACCUUCCUUAUUGAGCAUAUUAAAAAGGCGUGAAUGGGUACAAGCUGGCUUUACUCUAUUGGACCAUAUAAUUGCACGGACAAACCUCGCCAAGAACAGUCCGCUAAACAAAUAUGCUAGAACUCAAUGUGUCGAGUGGAUACUUCGGCAUUUCGAGCAGAAUGGACAUAUAGGUGGCGUGUGGCCGCCAAUGCAUACUGCAACCUGGGCUUUAUUAGAAGAAGGAUAUGACAUGAAGCAUCAUAUAAUUAGUAGGAGUUUUACCGCGAUGGAGGAUUUCUGUAUCUCAGAUCAAAAUGGAAAGCGUGUUCAGCCGACAACUUCACCAGUCUGGGAUACGGUGCUCAUGCAAUUCGGGCUUUGCGAAAUCGAGAUGCUCAAACAUGAUUCACGACUUUGCAAGGCUCAUGAUUGGAUCUUGAAAAUGCAGUCACCAGCAAACACACUAUCAGGCGACUGGAGAAUAUUCAAACCCAAGCUGUGUAGCGGUGGCUGGUCUUUCCAGUAUCAUAACUCAUGGUUUCCUGAUAUUGACGAUACAGCAGUAGCCGUAAUGGCACUAAUCAAAUAUGACGUCCAUAUUGUUAAAUCAGAUUCCAUUGUAAGAGCCAUUACUUGGAUGUUAGGAAUGCAAAAUCCAGAUGGUGGUUGGGGCGCAUUUGAUUGGAAUAACAACAAAAUGUACCUCAAUAAAAUCCCAUUCAACGAUAUGAACGCUCUUUGUGAUCCCAGCACAGCAGACAUUACCGGGCGUUUGCUUGAGUGUUUCGGUGUGAUUCUUAGCAGUCCGAAGGUCGAAUUGAUUCCUACCUCAUUGAUCCAAAAAAUCGAUGUAGCGACUAACAAAGCAAUUGAAUUCGUCCUGAAGUCACAAGAGUUGAACGGCUCCUGGUGGGGACGAUGGGGGUGUAACUACAUCUAUGGAAGCAGUAAUGUCAUGCGUGGAAUAUCUCAUCUUGUGCAUAAUAAUUAUCAACUGCAGCUAGCUGCAUCAAAGUGUAUCAGCUGGCUCAGAAACUGUCAGAACACAUGCGGUGGCUGGGGCGAGGGCUAUGAGUCGUACGAUAACCCUGAACUCGCCGGAAAAGGAAUCACCACAGCAUCACAAACCGCAUGGGCUAUUUUAGCCAUGCUCCCUUAUUGCCCUCCUACUGAUACUACUAUUAGAAAAGGGAUAGAAUUUCUCAUAUCGUCACAAACUGACUUUUCUGACCAUGGGAUGUCAUGGCCAGUGCACGCAAUGACUGGAACUGGUUUUCCUGGUACCUUCUACGUAGGAUAUCCGCUUUAUGAACAUUACUUCCCACUCAUGGCCUUAGCCAAAUUCGUGCAG